Molecule: messenger RNA, 6483 nt
Organism: Coccinella septempunctata (seven-spotted ladybird)
Lineage: Eukaryota; Metazoa; Arthropoda; Insecta; Coleoptera; Coccinellidae
Product: breast carcinoma-amplified sequence 3 homolog
Exons: 9
Coding region: 305-3829 (1174 amino acids)
Biological process (GO): response to starvation; autophagy
Cellular component (GO): cytoplasm
Molecular function (GO): protein binding
Source: RefSeq, a predicted model, not a curated record
GCUGAUUUCUGUUUUCAAUGAAACGAACUGUCACUAUUUUCCUUGAGUGAAUUGACGUUGGUUUUGUUUGUACUACUAGAUAAAAACAAACCACUUUGCAAAUUCGAAAUCGAUUUUUUUCAGUUCAACGAAUCUUGAUCGAAAUCUGAAAAUCAACAUUCGUAUAAGAAACGAUACUAAUAAUAUAAAUCGCGAAAAAUGACGUCAAGUAACAUAUCAUUUUGAAAUCUCACAAACUCAAGAAAUGGCGCAGUUGUGAAUUCGAAAUAAUAUUGUGAUUCUUAACAGUUAAAACUUAAAGAAAAUGUCAUCCGAUACAACAAAGUACCAAGUACCGAAGACUGUCAAGGAGGAUCCUCAUGUUGUCAAUCCCCAAGUUGUUACUGAUCCUUCCCUUUUGGACAGAGCUGCUGGUUUUAUCAGUGACGUUGUCCCAUCUUCUCACACAAAUGUUGGGGAUCAAAUACAAUGGGUACGAUUUGAACAAGCUGAAUUUGAAGAACUCUGCUACUUUCCUGAGAGCGAACAUUUAUCUCCACCAAUUUUUUUAGUGGUAGGGUACACUAAAGGUGCUCAGGUAUGGUGUAUUUCUGCAACUGGAGAAGCAACUGAAAUAAUGUCCUGGAGACAUCUGAACAUUAAAACAUUGCGCAUUCUACCAUCACCCUAUAUAGUGGAUGAAAAUAUUGUUGAUUUGUUUAUGGAUAAAAGACCUUUAAUAGCUCUUUGUGACAAUGGUACUCCUGCCGCCAUGCACUCAACCCUAAGUUUCGUUUCCCUGAAAACUGGCGAACAGGUGUACCAUAUCAAGUUCAGAAACCAAGUGAUCGACCUGCACUGCAAUAAAACUUCUGUGGUCGUUACAUUCGCUGAGAAGAUAACAGUUUUAGAUUCAUUUAGCUUGAAAGAAAGAUGUUCAGUAACAACAUGUUAUUUGAGUAGUGGGAUUAAUUGUAAUCCCAUUGCACUAGGAGCUCGCUGGCUUGCAUUUGCCGAUAAGACUCUUGUGCCAUCUAGAAAAAGUUGUGGGGGAUGUGAGAACGAAGGCGUUCAGAGCUACAAAGCUACAGUAAUACAGUGCGCUAAAACUUUAACACAAGGUUUCAAGGAUCUUAGCGAAAGUGUAGCCAACAGCUUCACAGGGAACUCAAAUUUCAAACCGAGCGUAGUUGGUCCUGGAAGCCCUCAGUCUGGAGGUCCUAAUGAUUGUUAUGAUAAAGGAACCGUUACUAUUUUAAAUUUAGAGUGUCAUAAGCUUGAAGGGAACGAAGGUGCGAUUCCAGCUGACGCUGUAGUGGCCCACUUCAUGGCUCACAGCGAUGUCAUAGUUCAGCUUGAAUUCGACAGGAGCGGGAUGUUGUUACUCACCGCCGAUUGCAAAGGAUACGAUUUCCACGUUUUCCGCAUCCAUCCGCACCCUUUGGGUUCUCAGAUGGGCUCCGUACACCAUCUCUACACUUUGCAUCGCGGCGACACAGAGGCAACGAUUCAGUCGAUGUCUUUCUCAUCGGACUCUAGAUGGGUGGCAGUAUCUUCUGCGAGGGGUACAACCCACGUGUUUCCUAUCACUCCCUACGGCGGUAAUAUAAACUAUAGGACGCACACCAAGAAGCGCGUGGUGAACAAACUUUCAAGGUAUCAUAGAUCUGCUGGUCUUUCAAAUGAAGAACGACCGAGGAGCCCGAUACUUGGUACAGAAAGCCUAGGAGCGAAGGUUUAUCCAUAUGCAAAUCCAAGACACCCACCGUUUCCUAAUCCCACCGUUAUAAAUCCUUUGGCUCAGCUUAGACUAUCAACGGCAAGCCAAACGGCUGGAGCGGGUUUGCCUUCGAGAAGCACAAUCACUCGACAGCGAUCGUCUUCAUCUUCAGAUGAGCUGGUGUACACUAAAGUGGUCACAUGCUUCGCUGCAUCAAGAGCACAUUCGACUAUGCCUAUGCCAACAGACGAAAACGAGCAUAAAUUCAUAGAACACCUGUUCCAAAUGAAUUCAAACGGUAUAUUGUUCCAAUACGACUUGGAACCUAUCCCGGUAUCUAAUGGGGCGCCAGAUUUGGUAUGUGACGACACUCCCAUUCAACUCAAGGCUACUCCUAGGUCUCAAUGGGUGCUACAAAGGAGGCAGAAUGCUGAAGAUGUUCAACUACCGUUGGCAGAGGAAUAUCUCCGGUAUUUUGUUCCUAGUGACGCUUUCAAGAGAUCGUUUUCUUCGCAAAAUGACAGCCACUGGCUGUCCCAGGUCGAAAUACUCACGCAUGCCGGGCCGCAUAGGAGGCUUUGGAUGGGUCCUCAGUUUGUUUUCAAAACUUACACCACAGCAUCAAGGGUACCGGCUACUUUAAGCAAUAUUCAGCAGAUUGAUAUUGCUCGUUCUAAACCAGUGAACAUGCCAGUGACUCAAAACGCUGUUCUUAUUGAAUGCGGAUCAGCUAAUAGUAGAGAACUGUCACCUCCUGUAAACACAUAUCACGCCAAAACGGACGCCCUUGGAGGCUCAGAAGAAACGCGCCUUCAGGAAGAUCUUGCUGAUGCCAUGCUUGAAUCUUCAGACAGCAGAGAAGCAGGUGGGCAUCGCGUAAUAGUUUCCAUGAAAUCCCAGGCGACUCCGGUUGCUAAAGUAGUGAACCCUCUGGGAACGGUGGUGACAAUCCACUCUGACGCAGAAACGGAACAGGAAGAAUUCGAAGAACCUGUUAUACACGAAAACUGCGACGAAGCUUUAUUCCGACCCAUAUUGAUUUCAAAACCGGUAGUGCAUACUGAUGGAAAACCGCACACCAAUCCCAUCGACACAAUGCUUGUUAGAAGUUUGGACGGUGGCACGGAAGUUGCAGUGAAGUUGCUGAACAAAUCGAAAAAUAUACCUUCGAAAAUUCCUUCGACCAACAAGAAACCAAAGCAUAUCAAUGAAAAAACGAUUAACAGUUCUACAAAACAAAAAACUAGCAAUAGGAAUAUAAACGCGAACGAGAAGAAUGAAGUCAAAAAAGACAAUGAACAAAUAAGUGAGAAGAAGGAGAUGGUCAGCACACCUUUCGACAUAUCAAAUCGGUCUGAUUCAAUCUCAAUGGACGAAAACAAAUAUUCAAGUAUUCCACCAGAUGACAUCGACUGCGGAUUAGUAUUCGACGACAACAAGGAUUUCAAAAACGAUUACGACUUCCCAUACUUCGAUAACAAGAACGAAGACAAAGAGGCCAAAACUGACAUGUUUGAGGACGCCACAGAUUGUUACGACGAUCUUUACAUCAACAUGAAGAAAGAAAUAGCCGAAAAGAACGAAGAAAAUUUGACGGAAGAUAAAAUUACCACUGCGAAACCUAGGAAACCUAAGGCAAAAUUAGGAGUACGCAUUCCGAACAAAAACUUCCCCAUCAAAAACGAUGAAGAAGUCGAGAGCGUGAUUCCAAAAAGGUCUUGGAGCUCAGUGGCCGCUACCAAACCUAAGGACAAAGUUGUAGAUAUUUCAGAAAAAGAAAAUUGUGAUCUUUUGGAUCUGUCGGAUGAGAAAGGUAUGAAGAAAUCUUUUAAUUCCAGUAUAAAAAACGUCAAGUUGAUACACAUUGAAACGCCUGCAGACGAAGAUACAGCCAUAGAGAUCAUAGAGCCGGCAUUACCGGAGUAUAGAAAAAAUAACCGGUAUUCUAAUGUGCUGGAUAAAUCUUCAGACGAAGAGAAAUUGGUCGAUUUAUCAGGGGAAACUACCGAAAGCGAUGAUUCGGGAAAAUUACCGGAAAAUACUACUAUUGCGGACGAAAUAAUAUCACAGAAUAUCGUUCCGACUGUGACAAAAGCCUCCAAAAAAAAGAUCAAAAAGAAGCGCAAAUAGAAUUGUUUGUAACGAAGAUAUUUACGUAUUAAUAUUAUAUCUUAGGAACGUUGUGUAGAGAAUUCUGUGAAAAAAAAAAUAAAAAAAAACAAAUAAAAAACGAACGAUUGUCAAACGAAAAGGUACAGACAUUAUUAAGAUUCAAGAGCACUUGGAAAAAAAUAAUUUGGCUGAAAUUGCAUUUGAUUAAGGGAUUCUAGAAUAUUCAUAAUCUGUCCUGGGAAAAUAUGAAAAUAAACUGCAGAAAUGUUAUGCGAAUCUAAACUUUAACGUUUCCUGAAAGUUUCCCAAAAGAAAGUUUUCUCUUUCAUUCUUUCAAAACUCUGGUAGUCUGACUUAUCCUGUUUAUACGCAAGGAUAAUAUAGUCUUUGCUUACUUUAACGCAGUUGGCUUGACCCCUCUGUGAGUCGGUGCAGUAAAUCAAUACUUUAUAUAAAACGACUGAAAAACGGUACGAUUACUCACUUGAGUAACAUUUUUUGUUCUGCGCUGACUACGAAUGGCAUCUCCGAUCCCUGUUUCACCUCUUCGCCUAAAAGAACAAUACGGUAUACGUUGGCCAUAGCCUAAUAAAAUGAAAAUUUACUAGGCUAUGCGUUGGAUUAUUAGAGCUUUGAUAUGCAUUCUGCCCAUUUGGAGAGCUUGGGGUUUUGUCUAAAGCGUGUCGCCUUCGUUGUGUGUGGUUCAUUAUCAAUCUUAUCGAGACAUUUUGAACACUUUAAAAAUGAGUAGGUAUUAGCCAAAUUUUUGGAUUUGUGGGUGCAGCAAAAAGAAGGCAUUAUAUUGUUCUGCAGCGUGAAUUUUCAAUAAUUUAACUCGCAAUAUUUUGGAAAAAAUGUGUGCUGCAAAAGGUCUGUUUUGAAAUUUUUUUCAACCUGGUAUAACCAGGUCCCUCUAUAUGACAAGGUAACUUCCGAUGACAAUGAAAGAUGAAUAGAUCCAGCAUUCCAUUCAUAAUAUCGGGAUUGUUAUGAAGCCAUUGAAGUCUCUAACCAUGUGCUAAAAAAAGACAACAAUGCAGUAAUAUUGCUGCUUUGCCAACGCCGCAUAUAUUAAGUCAUACAUGCGCAUAUAUCGACGAUACUGGUUGUGUCAAACAUAAACCCGGUUCAAAUCAUCCCAUUUUAUGCAAACUUCUUCCGUAUGGCAUUGCCGCAUUUUUAUAUUUGUUGGAUAUACAUAUGGAUAUGAGUCAGUGGUAGUGAAAGAGUUGAACACCGAGAACUUGCUUUAAUUCUUUGUUGAACAAAAAAAAGUUAGAAACUACAAAAACACUUUGUGGUAGAAAUGUGAAUCAAUAUUUCUACUGAUUUUUUCUUCUUGCCACUCAGUAAUUUAAAUUUGUUAUGGAUAUCCAACUAUGGGAAGCUUUUGCUAUAGUUUCAUGUCAGUGUCACAAGAAAUCUCAUUUUUUAUGCCGAUAUGAAAAUUCGUCAUAAAAAAUUAUAGAUCACAAUCAUCCAUUUCGGUUUGUCCAUUCUCCUUAAUUCAACUUCUAUUUUUGUUAAGUGAAUUCAAGUACAUAGUAGUAAAAUGUAAAGGGAAUGGAAUUAUAGCGAUUAUGUAUUUAAGUUUAUGCCAUAAAUCGUUUUGAAACGAAACUUUCUUUUGGGGCUUAUAACAAAAAACACUUCAAAUAACCUUGAAUAUUCAUGAAGACCCCAAUUAUAAAUAAUCACUGGCGUAAUGUUUAUCGAUUUGACCAAACCAUUUUGGCAGCAAUUCGCCAUCGUAGUGAACCUUGCUGAUAUGUAUAUGAAUGAAUUGUAAGUUCUUCUGCUGUCUAUUGGCCACUUUACUUGUCUCAAAUGUUCAUUUUUGGAGGUUUUCCAUUUUCAUUUAGUUAAAAAGGUAGAAAAUCUCUUUCUGCAAAGCUAUACAAUUUAUCGAAAUUUUCGGUUAAUGUACUUUAAGCUUUAACGCAUAUAGUUGUUUUAACAUGAAAUAUUAUGAACCUUGAAACUAAAAGAUUGACUAGUACUCUGUUGAGAAAAAAAUUCAAUCCGCACUUUCACAUACAAUAAAAGUAUUGAUCUCAACGAAGUAUUAUUCUUGAAGCAAGAUUUCAAAUGCUGAUCAAAGUAUCAAAUCAGUCGGAGACAUAUUCAAGAACCUAUUUUCAAAGUACAGGAUAUAUUGAAAAGAUUGUGAUAUCAAGCAAAGAUGCAAAUUUGUGUUUUUUCGACUUUGUGUUCAUGCUACAUCGUUAAUGUAUAUUAAUUAAUAAUUAAUUAACAUUCUCGGCAAAGAAUGAAUUGUUCGAUUAUGUUAAAUUGUUUGUUAGCUAUUUAUUUUAAUCGAAAUAUUAGUUUAUUAGAAAUAAAUGUGUACAUAUAUUAUACUUAGAUCAUGAAGAUGUCUAGUUUACUACUGAGUAUUAUAUCCACCGAAUAAAAAUAUUUAUAUGGAAAUAUAUCAUAUUUUGGUUAAAUAGAGGUUUGAGAUAUCGAUUCCAAAUAUGAGACAAAAUCGGAAUUAGAGCUAGAGUAGAGUGACGAUUGAUCAAAUUCGUAAUGUACGAUAGUUUUAAAUAAUUUAAUACUGCAACUCCACUGGCUUCGGACAUUUCUCAAUGAAUAGUCUGUUUUCUAUUUCUUCAGCUAACUUGUAAUACGUCAUUUAUGAAUCAAAAUAAAGAUCUCAUUGAUAUAAA